AUGGACUACUACUAUCACCCUCAGAUGUCGUCUCUUCCACACUACAACGACUACAGACCUUCUGGAUCUCAACCUCGUUCUGACAGAGCAACUUCCUCUUCUGAUGACCAUCAGUACAAGCGUCGCAGGGUCGAUUUCGAGAACACCACUCACAGACACAUGGCCGACCCUUCACAUCCUUCCAGCGCUCCUGCGCCGACCUCAGCCCCUACCUCAACCCCAUCCUCAGCCUCAACCUCAGUGCCCACAUCUGGAAAUUUCAUCGGGACUAAUCUCCCGGGGAUAGCACCUCUGAUGAACAGCGGCAUCUUCAUGGCCGAGGAUGCAGCUCUCGAGUACCUGAAUUCACGCUCCGGCUUUGCUCAAGAUCUGCGUGGCAUCGACUCUCCCUUCAGCUAUCUCCCUGCAGGCCAACCUCCACGAGCCGCUGACCUGAGCGCCCAUCUGUAUCCCAACGCUGGUCGACAGGAGUCAGGCUUUGCUAAUGCUCGACUACCGACAGGGAAUAUCUUCCACGACCCCAGAGAGUUGGGCGAGCGAUCGCGAGAAUUGAGUGCUCGUAUACGUGUGUCGGAACAGCGGUUGCGAGAGUCGAGUGAGCGGCUGCGGGAGUCUAGCGAGCGACUGCGAGAAUCUCAACACCUGGCGGGAGAGCCUCCCAGGAGUGUGACAGCGUCUCACUUUGGGUAUUCGGUUGACUGGACGCGAUCUCCCCAACAGUCACCGGCAGGUGAGCCUCUAUCUUCCCACUGGGAACCGCCAAGCUCCGCCGCCAGCCCACAGAAACCACCUAUCAUGUUGGUCCUCUCUCGCGCCACCGCAGAGGGUAUUGAAGCGUUGGAGGACCACAAGAGGGAAUGUCCAGCAUGCCAGCUCGAAUUCGAGCAGGAUCACUUCAUGGCCGUCAUUACCUGUUGCGAUACCGCCAUGCACGCCACCUGCCUCUCAGCCUGGGUCAAUUCUGUGACAUACUCCAAGAGCAAAGCAUGCAUGAAGUGUCGCAGAAGCAUCGAUGCGAGACGCAUCUUGAACAAUGUGGUUCCACCAGUCAACGACAAGACGUGGGAUGAAGGUGUUGAGUUCAACGCGCCAGAGUCAUUGAAAGGGGACGCCAAGAUUGAGCUCAACAUCAGCGCAAAGCCGGAACGUGCCAGGAUGCGACGAUUUGGACACCCGGCAUAUUAUCCCGGCUUCAGGUCCGGACGAUCCACAUUUGCGCUGCCCGAUACCUUGGGUCCGGAGGCCAGAAGCGCAGUUCUCCAAUACCAAGAAGUGCAAAUGCGCAUAACCGACGAAGUGCGACUUCGCAGCCAUGCAGCCUACACAGCAUGCACCCGAGCCAACCAAGACGAUAUCAGUGCGAAUCGUGCACUACUUGAGGCUCAAGUCCGGGGCGAGGUCUCAGAUCUCACACCUUUAGUCCAGAGGUGCGAGACAACCAGGUUGGCGAGAGAGAAGGCGAGAGAAGUGUACCAUAAGACUCAGCUAGAAUUGGAGGCCGUGUCCCGGACGCGUCCCCACCGACUACACCCCGUGAUUGACGACACAUACUGGGUGAAUCGAUAUGGUGACGGUAGAAGUGCAGAGGAUGAGCCGGCUAGAAACCCUACUCUGUACGUGGUCACCGGGGAAUCGUUCGACCCGCAGUCUCCUUGA
This is a messenger RNA of Fonsecaea erecta, 1656 nucleotides long. RefSeq lists its product as hypothetical. The coding region runs from base 1 to 1656 and encodes 551 amino acids. NCBI's taxonomy places the organism in Eukaryota, Fungi, Ascomycota, Eurotiomycetes, Chaetothyriales, Herpotrichiellaceae. The record is from RefSeq and is a predicted model, not a curated record. The transcript has a single exon.